AUGUCGAAACCUACCGUCUUACUGAUCGGAGACCUGACGCACGCGAACACGGAAUGGAAAGCCUACGGUUCUAAAUACAACUUGAAGGAGUUCCGGAAAGGCACACGAGAACAGUUCCUUUCAAAAUGCAAGGCUGGGGAGUAUAACGACGUCGUUGCUCUGUACCGCUCAAACACGUCGACCUCGGAAACCGGCCCAUUCAACGAAGAGCUGGUUUCACUCUUACCCUCCUCCCUGAAGUUUAUAUGCCACAAUGGUGCUGGUUAUGACAAUAUCGAGGUGGACGCCUGUACCAAAAGAGGGAUCAAGGUAUCAAGCACACCCCUGGCUGUAGACAAUGCGACGGCCGAUGUUGGUAUUUUCCUGCUCCUGGGGGCGCUGAGACAGGUCUGGACGCCAUUAAAGGCCAUCAAGGAAGGAAGGUGGAAAGGUAAUGCACAGCUCGGUCAUGAUCCCAGGGGCAAGCUGUUGGGCAUCCUAGGAAUGGGCGGCAUUGGCAGAGCGAUGGCAGACCGAGCACGAGCGUUUGGCAUGACAAUCGCCUACCACAAUCGAUCUAGACUGCCCGCGGAACUCGAAGGCGACGCAACGUACCUCAGCUUCGACGAACUGCUCGCCCGGUCGGAUGUUCUUAGUUUGAACCUCUCUCUCAAUGCGAACACACGCCACAUCAUAUCGGCCAAAGAAUUCGCAAAGAUGAAAGACGGUGUUGUGAUUGUCAACACCGCACGAGGCGCGCUGAUCAACGAGAAGGAUCUGGUUGCGGCACUGGACAGUGGGAAGGUCUCAUCAGUCGGCCUCGAUGUGUUUGAAGACGAGCCCAAGAUCGAGCAAGGGCUCUUGACGAAUGACCGAGCGUUCAUCGUCCCUCACAUUGGCACGAUGACUUGGGAAACACAAAAGGAGAUGGAAUUGCUGGUGUUGCGCAAUCUGGAGAGCGCCGUCGAGACAGGAACGUUAUUAACACCCAUCCCUGAACAAAAAGACAAGCUGAAUGGCCACUUAUGA
Molecule: messenger RNA, 1008 nt
Organism: Exophiala spinifera
Lineage: Eukaryota; Fungi; Ascomycota; Eurotiomycetes; Chaetothyriales; Herpotrichiellaceae
Exons: 2
Coding region: 1-1008 (335 amino acids)
Cellular component (GO): cytosol
Molecular function (GO): NAD binding; glyoxylate reductase (NADPH) activity; hydroxypyruvate reductase [NAD(P)H] activity
Source: RefSeq, a predicted model, not a curated record